Messenger RNA from Ascochyta rabiei, 2238 nucleotides. RefSeq lists its product as uncharacterized. The record is from RefSeq and is a predicted model, not a curated record. The coding region runs from base 1 to 2238 and encodes 745 amino acids. The transcript has 2 exons. Gene Ontology annotation, molecular function: protein binding. Lineage: Eukaryota; Fungi; Ascomycota; Dothideomycetes; Pleosporales; Didymellaceae.
AUGCUCAGCUGUCGCGCCUGCCUUUGGCAAUGCGUCCAGCCCUUCGACCGCCCCGCUAACCUCCAACGCCUUCGCCGCAAUGUAAAUCCACUCCUCCGCCAGGGCCAGCAGCGGCUUCAGAGCACCGUUCGCAAGACCGGCACACGGCCCGUCUACCUCAACCAAGUCGAGAAGCUGUCGCGGAGCAACGACGAGCCAUGGAAGAACUCGGCAGUAGCGGCAAAUCAGAAGAAGAGGGAGAGAGCAGUAGUGCGCCAACCGUCGUCGAGAGAUGUGGAGAGGCAAGAAACACCCAACCUGAUGAAGCUGGGGAAGCGAGACACGCGCAUGUCAGACACCGACUGGAACAGAAGGAAACGCGAGCUGCGCUAUCUGCAGGAUCCACUAGAGCUUGCAGACUUUGUGAGGGCGCAAUUGAAAAAGGACAAAGUCGACGAGAUGAAACAGUUGGUGCAGAUGGCGAGCCACUCCAUGUCGUGUAUCGUCAGUUGGAACCACAUCAUAGAUCACUAUCUGGCCAAGGAGAAGGUCACCGAUGCGCUCAAGGUGUACAACGACAUGAAGAAGCGCGCGCAGUUCCCCGACUCCUAUACCUACACGAUCCUCCUGCGAGGCCUUUCGAUCAAUGCGCACCUGUCAGGCGUUCUACAGAAGGCUUUGUCGAUAUUCCACUCUCUUUCCGCACCGAAUUCACGAGUCGAACCAUCAAUCAUACACACAAACGCUGCACUGCGAGUAUGCGCAAGAGCGCUGGACAUGGAUGCACUAUGGGGCGUAGCUGCGAAGAUUCCCGAAAAGGGCCCUGCAGCAGCAAAUGCUACCACCUACAACACCAUAAUCAACGCUAUCCGACAGAACAUGCUGCUCAAUGCGCCAAGUGGCGAGACUGAAGAGGAGGCGGCGACUAGGAAGGAUCGUGGUGUAACGGAGGCCAGGCGACUGUGGGAAGACGUUGCGGGCAAGUGGAGGAACGCCGACCUUGUUAUCGACGAGGAAUUGGUUUGCUCCAUGGGGAGACUGCUCCUUCUGGGAGCUCGACCCCGGGAUUGGGACGACGUGUUGUCUUUGAUCGAGCAGACUAUGGACAUUCCACGGCUUGUGCCCCGACUGGGUACGGCAGCACGAAAACAAGCUCUUUUCCCCUACUUGCGCGCACCGAACGUGCCGGACGAGUACAAGCUCGAUGACGAGCACCUGGCACCUGGAGAGACCACGAUGCGUGGAGGGGAGUUUCUUCCUUUCACCAGCAGUCUAGCGAAGCGGCUCGCCUUUGUCCGGCCCGGCAACAAUACCCUCUCUAUCGUGCAGGAAGCCUGCCAGAAGAUUGCUGCACCUAAAGCCGCGCAACAAUAUUGGGACCUGCUCACUGACCCUGCAGUAUAUGGCCUCGAACCAGAUCUCAACAACCUGAACCAACGACUACGCAAUCUGCGCCAGAAUCGAUCGUCAGCUGCCGCAGUUGAGCUGCUACAGAAGGACAUGCUCGAAAAGGGUAUUACACCACGACCAGGAACAUUUAGGAUCGCCAUGAGCACUUGCGUACGGGACAAGAACAACCACAACUCGCUCAGACACGCCAGUCAGAUCCUCCACACCAUGUCUCAUACACUUGCGGACGCCGAUGCCAAAGCCGUAGGCAUGUACGCCGACCUUGCGCUGACGUUCCCGCUCGCGAAGGGUCAGGAUCUCAUCGACGCACUCACCUCGCUCCAUCCCAUCGUCAAGAACUUGCGUCUGCAGCUUGGUAUUGGUGGUGCCGCCAGCGACGCGCGCGGUGUGCGCGCUGCCUACCUCAGGGGUGCGGAACGACAAGACGCUCUGGCGGCGAUCAAGAAAGUCUACGGCGUCUACGACAGGCUACUACUUUCGAAUUUGAUCCCCGAGGAGCAGAAGCAAGGUUUCAAGAAGGAAAGGGCCAAGCUCUCGGCAUUCAUUCUCAGGCAGAACGAGAGGAACAAUGAGAGGAAGGUCGACGAAGUGGAUCAACAACAUGCGCAGCUGGAAGGAGAGGCCGAUAUGCACAGCUACCUCAACGAAGAUGGAGAAGGAGAGGAUGGGGGAGAGGGAGAGGGAGAGGGAGAAGGCGGAAAGCCGGCACGAGAGAACGACCAUCAGAGACGUACAUGGCGGGCAUACGACUCAAAUGAUACAAGAGGCAAUUGGCGGACGAGAGAUGCGAAGCCUGAGGGUCAGAGAAAGCCUUGGGGCAGCCGUAAAUCGUCGUCACGUUAUGAUUGA